UUGGAAACCCCUUUCACCACGGGCGCAAUCCAGCAAGAUGCCCGCUUCUGGCGCGAGUACAUCGCUUCUCGCCCGUCUCCCUCUGAGGACUUUUUCCAUGUAAUUCAGGAGUACCACUCCAGCCACGGUGAUCCCACCACGGCCCUUGCCCACGAUGGAACGCCGGGCUUCGCCUUCCACCAGCGCGCGGCCGAGGCGCUGGUCAGCCAGCUCGACAACAUCGCGCUGCCGUCGCGGGAGUGGGAGCACGUCGUCCGGUACAAGUGGAACCCGGACGUGCCGCUGCUGUUCAACAGCAAGGACGGCUAUGACUUUGACUUUGAGCCCGUUGACCGGCGGGAGAGUGGCGAGGUCACGAACGAGAUCCACGACCGCACCUGGUGGCAGGACGAGUGGGAUGCCGAUCGCAUCAAGGCGUACUUGGAUUCGGUGUAUCCGAGCUACAUUGACAAGGCGGGAAGCCGGUAUGCCGAGAUUGAGCAGGGAAUCGAGGAGUUCAGGGAAGCGCUGAAGGGCUUUGGAGGGAAAGCAACCGUGAGCUUCCCGGUCGUGUUGAUUCUGGCCACCAAGAAAUGA
Molecule: messenger RNA, 576 nt
Organism: Parathielavia appendiculata
Lineage: Eukaryota; Fungi; Ascomycota; Sordariomycetes; Sordariales; Chaetomiaceae
Exons: 2
Source: RefSeq, a predicted model, not a curated record